AUGAAGACUCAAGUGUUGAUCACCAUACUGCUGUGCCUCGCGCUGGCCCACGCCGCGCAAGCAUCAAGCAGCAAUUUCGAGAAGUACGCCGUGCGCAACUCCGUCCGCAGCGGCAGCGCGCACCGACUGAGGUGGCGCAAGCUGACAGAGCUUCCCACUUGCGUAAACCAAACUCUCUGCGGAUCAUUGUGCGUGGACAUUUUGACCGACAUUAACAACUGUGGCGUGUGCUCCAACUUCUGCGAUCUCACCCAAAUCUGCUGCAACGGCACCUGCAUCAACCCCAACACCAACAACGCCCACUGCGGCGCCUGCGGUGCCCGGUGCCCAGGCACCUGCGCUGCGGGUGUGUGCAACUACGGCGGGGUGACCUCCUCACCUGGGAACGGCCCUCUUGGCAAUGGUGGUGCCGGCAAUGGUGGUGCAGGCCCUGUUGUUCCCCCUACGGGUGGUUCUGGCCCUGUCGUCCCCGGCACUGGUGGUCCCGCUGCUGGUGGCCCAGGGAAUUCCGGGAAGCUCUAA
Molecule: messenger RNA, 522 nt
Organism: Closterium sp. NIES-65
Lineage: Eukaryota; Viridiplantae; Streptophyta; Zygnematophyceae; Desmidiales; Closteriaceae
Source: the annotation of a GenBank genome assembly